GUCUAUAGCACGUGUGUAGGGUUUUAUAAGGGUCAAAGUUAAGACUAUUUAGGGUUCUCUCUUCGCCUUGCUCAGCUGCGGUUGCAGACCAGUGUUUGGUUCUUCUCUAUUAGAGUAUUCAUCUGGGAGAAACUGUAGUGAGGAAGUAUGAGUAAGCUCAGUAGUGAUGCUGUGAGAGAGGGCAUCGCCCAGAUUGUUAUCAACUCGAAAGAGAAGAACCGUAAGUUCACUGAGACCAUUGAGCUUCAAAUUGGAUUGAAGAACUAUGACCCCCAAAAAGACAAGCGUUUCAGUGGGUCUGUUAAGCUUCCUCACAUUCCUCGUCCUAAGAUGAAGAUUUGCAUGUUGGGAGAUGCUCAACACGUUGAAGAGGCUGAGAAAAUAGGAUUGGACUAUAUGGAUGUAGAAGGAUUGAAAAAGCUUAACAAGAACAAGAAAUUGGUCAAGAAGCUCGCCAAGAAGUUCCAUGCUUUUUUGGCUUCUGAAGCUGUCAUUAAGCAAAUUCCUCGUCUUCUGGGUCCUGGACUCAACAAGGCAGGUAAGUUUCCAACAUUGGUCACCCACCAGGAAUCUUUGGAGUCGAAAGUCAACGAAACCAAAGCCAUGGUGAAGUUCCAACUUAAGAAGGUCCUUUGUAUGGGAGUUGCUGUUGGAAAUUUAUCCAUGGAGGAGAAGCAGAUCUUCCAGAAUGUGCAAAUGAGUGUCAAUUUUCUAGUGUCAUUAUUGAAGAAGAACUGGCAAAAUGUGAGGUGCUUGUACCUGAAGAGUACCAUGGGAAGUGCAAUCCGUAUCUUUUAAUUUCCCAUAUGCUCUAUGAAAUUGUGGUAGUAGUGGGAGGAAAGCAUUGCAAACAUUUAAGCAAGACAUUUUUGUUUUGAGAUUGCGUCAACCUGCAAUUUUGUUUUUGUUGGAUUCGCCUAGUUUGUAAUUUUUAUCACUACUGUGACAUUAAGAUUUUGUGGCUUUUAAAGGAGAAUUAUUUAUUUCUUCA
This is a messenger RNA of Humulus lupulus (European hop), 991 nucleotides long. RefSeq names its product large ribosomal subunit protein uL1-like. Gene Ontology annotation, molecular function: RNA binding; structural constituent of ribosome. The transcript has 6 exons. Gene Ontology annotation, cellular component: large ribosomal subunit. NCBI's taxonomy places the organism in Eukaryota, Viridiplantae, Streptophyta, Magnoliopsida, Rosales, Cannabaceae. Gene Ontology annotation, biological process: translation. The record is from RefSeq and is a predicted model, not a curated record. The coding region runs from base 148 to 798 and encodes 216 amino acids.